This is a messenger RNA of Sarcophilus harrisii (Tasmanian devil), 1657 nucleotides long. It is a transcript of the gene NMRK2, whose product is annotated as nicotinamide riboside kinase 2. The coding region runs from base 334 to 936 and encodes 200 amino acids. Gene Ontology annotation, cellular component: cytoplasm. The transcript has 7 exons. The record is from RefSeq and is a predicted model, not a curated record. NCBI's taxonomy places the organism in Eukaryota, Metazoa, Chordata, Mammalia, Dasyuromorphia, Dasyuridae.
GAACAGGUGCAGCUGCCACAAGACACUCCCCGGCCCCCAGAAAUGGCCCGGCCUUCCCGAUUGGUCCGGAGUAGAAAGGGAGCCCCCCUUAUCUCCUCGCCCCAGGGGGCCAAGUUGAAAUUCCUGGAGCUAUAAAGUCAGGCUGGGUUUUCUCAAUGAAGUAGUAAGGGGGGGCCACAGAGCAGCCAAGGAGAAGGAGAGAAGGCCAAGUGGGGAGCCUAAAACUGAACCAGACAAUCUUUUCUUUGGUUCAGGUCGCCUCCCACUCCCCUUCCCCUGGCGCCGUCCCAGCCCGUCUCCACCACCACUCCCCACCCACAGAGGGAACAGAAGAUGAAGUACAUCAUCGGCAUUGGAGGCAUGACCAACGGAGGAAAAACUACACUGACCAAUAGACUCAUCAAAACCUUACCAAACUGCUGUGUGAUCCACCAAGAUGACUUUUACAAGCCACAAGAUCAAAUAGAAGUCGGGGAAGACGGCUUUAAGCAAUGGGACGUGCUGGAAUCUUUGGACAUGGAGGCCAUGCUGAACACAGUCCUUGCAUGGCUGAACAACCCCAUGAAGUUUGCCCGCACACACGGGAUCAACAUCCAACAGAACUCCCAGGGAUCCAACUCCAAUGAUACCCACAUCCUUAUCCUGGAAGGCUUCUUGCUCUAUAGUUACAAGCCCUUGCUGGAUUUGUACAGUCGCCGUUACUUUUUGGCUGUUCCAUAUGAGGAAUGCAAGAGAAGAAGAAGUACCCGCAACUAUAAAGUUCCUGACCCUCCGGGUCUCUUUGAUGGCCAUGUUUGGCCCAUGUACCAGAAAUACAGGCAAGAGAUGGACAACAAUGGUGUGGAUGUAGUGCAUAUCGAUGGACUGAAAUCCAGAGAUGAGCUUUACCGUCAAGUCCUGGAAGACAUCCAGAAUACACUCUUAAAUCGCUCCUAGCUUCUGGGAAGAGAGUGAGAAAGGGAGUGGGACAUGCCCCUCACGGAUUUAGCAGAUCUCCAUCAUGCCAAAGGAACAAUACACUGAACCAAGUCCAUAGACUCUAAGGGGCCCAGAGACAGGCGCCCUCAGCUCCUGGGGAGCCAGACCUGAUCUGAGACUGCCUGGGGAUCUCCCUCUGGAGAAGGAUGCACAAAGCAAACAAUCAAUCAUUUCUUUCCUUGGCUCAGCUGAAGAAAGAGCAAAACCUGCCCAGAGUCUCAGAGAUAGAAACAGUUUAAAGAUCUAUUUUCUGAUGACCACAAUCUACUUAAGCAUUAAAUACACAUAACUGUUUUUCUAUCUUUGGGUGCCAGCCCUUUCAUUUCCAUUUGAUAGACCUUGACCAAGUGCAUCCCUGUGUGACUACGUACACCCACUGUCUCCAAAUUCAGAGUCACAAGAUCCUAGAAUGACAGAAGGCAUCCAGUUUAACCCCUGCCAAAAGCAUGAAUCUACUCCCCUCCAUAGGAUUCAGGGAAGCACCUACUAAUAAAGCUGAAAGGGGUCUCCUAAACAAAGGCACCCAAGGAGGGCAGUCCAUUGCUGGAUAGCUCUAAUUAUUAGGAAGCUUUUCCUUGUGUGGAGCUGAAAUCUACCUUCCCACAGGAUUAUUUUCUUUAUUUUUAUAAUAACUUUUUUAUUUUCAAAAUACAUGCAAAGAUAGUUUUCAAUAUUUACC